Messenger RNA from Aspergillus tanneri, 222 nucleotides. RefSeq lists its product as uncharacterized. The record is from RefSeq and is a predicted model, not a curated record. Bases 1 to 222 code for a protein of 73 amino acids. Lineage: Eukaryota; Fungi; Ascomycota; Eurotiomycetes; Eurotiales; Aspergillaceae. The transcript has 2 exons.
AUGAGGCCUCCACCAAUCUCUUCCUUGAUUCCAGAGGUCCGUGGGCGAUGCGCCGGGAUGGAGACCGUUCUUGGCGGUUUGUCCUCAUCCGUCUUGGCUGUAAUCCUUGCGAAUGAUGAUGAUGAUGAUGAUGAUGAUGAUUAUGAUGAGAAUGGACCCGUGGUGACCGGGAUGUGUGGUGUUACACUGGCAUCCCAGUCGAUUGAUCCGGACCGAAGAUGA